AUGGAUACAUCACUCGAAAUUGACAAAGGCUGGCAUUACGAUAUCGCUCUUUGGCAAGUACAUGAUACUGAGAAUGACUGUGAUUUGGUCAUCCGAUCUAAUUCUGGCCACGUGUUCUAUUGUCACAUUUGUCCCAGUCAGUUUGUUCGAUCUCCCUCCGUCGCAUCGCAAUACUUCAAGUGUCUUCAACUCUUGAGAACUGGCGAAGUCGAAAUCGAUGACUUCUACGAGGAGGAUGCUUUCGAGUGGUUGCUAGGUUGCUUUGAGCCUUUGAUAACCAAGCUUGCAUCUUCUUCAGACCUUGAUGUCACUGCAGAGCCGACUUUGGCUGAUUACUUCUUCCCCAAAGAAGCCUUUGUCUGUGGUUUGACAGCCAUGGAUGAUAAGUUGGUGCCCCAAGAACUUGACAAAAAGAAUCACGGCUGGAGUAGCCCGAUCGUCAAGUUCGACGACGAUUUCCUGGAGGAUCUCAACACUUGGACGGAGCGCUACACGCCAUGGCAGGUUGAUAUAUCCUACGCUGGACCAGAUGAGAGUCUGAUCAAACCACCUAAGCGCACCAUGGUAAUCAGCAGAGAUGGAGAACCGAUCCCUUGCUUCUUCAAAAGGUUCGGGCUCUCUUUUGGUCCCUCACACGCGAGAAAAGAACUCAUGACAUUAAAGAAGAUCAUCGAGGCCCAGAUACCCGCGCCACCCGAAGCACAUAUCUGCCGUCUAAUAGGGGUAGUUCGGCAAGGUGAUGGACUGCUCGGAAUGUUAUUCGCUUGGAUUCCUAACAAGGGCGUGCUGUCCAAGGCAAGAGCUGCAGCGAGUCCUCCAGAGUUGAGAAAGCGAUGGGCUUCUCAGAUCCAGAGAUCAGUAGACCAUCUACACAAGAAGGGCAUCACAUGGGGUGACGCCAAAGCUGAGAAUGUUCUUAUAGAUCAGAAUGAUGAUGCUUGGGUUAUUGACUUCGGGGAAGGAUCCACCGCGGGCUGGGUAGAUGUGGAUAAGGCUGGAACACUCGAAGGCGACCGGCAGGGUCUUGCGAAGAUUCAUCAUAUGUUGGCAUAA
Molecule: messenger RNA, 1053 nt
Organism: Fusarium subglutinans
Lineage: Eukaryota; Fungi; Ascomycota; Sordariomycetes; Hypocreales; Nectriaceae
Product: serine threonine kinase
Exons: 1
Coding region: 1-1053 (350 amino acids)
Biological process (GO): protein phosphorylation
Molecular function (GO): protein kinase activity; ATP binding
Source: RefSeq, a predicted model, not a curated record